Rhipicephalus sanguineus (brown dog tick) is the source of this 1860-nucleotide messenger RNA. RefSeq lists its product as uncharacterized. The coding region runs from base 203 to 1396 and encodes 397 amino acids. The transcript has a single exon. NCBI's taxonomy places the organism in Eukaryota, Metazoa, Arthropoda, Arachnida, Ixodida, Ixodidae. The record is from RefSeq and is a predicted model, not a curated record. Gene Ontology annotation, molecular function: zinc ion binding; nucleic acid binding.
UUUAACUACGGACGGGACGCAGCAAGCCCAAUACCCACAGUUGGCGCCCAACGUGGUUUUUGCUCCCGCCCGCAGGAAUAGCACGGUGGACGUAGGUCCGGUCCCUUGUCUCGUUCGUUGAGUCUCGGUGUAGCGCAUUCUCGUGUGUGUUCUUUUGUGGCGCGGGUUUUCUUUUUUUCUCUUCAACGCGCAGGCAGACGGAAUGCAUCUCCGGUCCGGGACGAUCUUGCCUACCGGCGGCGAGCAGGAUUCUUCACACGAGCAGGCUGACCAGCUGCUGGCACAGCAGCUGAACACAUUUCAGCGUGUCGCUGAGUUGUGCAACGCGGUCAUGGACCGCAUGGACACUCGGGCCGGCGAACCACAUCCCCUACCUCCGGCCACGCUACCGACGUACACGGGUUACGACGACCCGAAAUCGGUGGCUGACUUCCUAGAGGAAAUGGACAGGUAUGUCAGAGCGACCGGUGCCUCGGAAGCGCACGUGAUGGCUCGAAUCCUGCCGUUGGCUUUACGGGAUGCCGCAGGACGGUGGUGGAGGCUACAAACGCCUUUCACCACUUGGGCAGAAUUUGAACAGCGCUUCCGAGAGGAAUUUCUGCCCCCUGGGUACGAGCUGCGAGUCCAGCGUGAGCUCGAACUAAGAACCCAGCAUCCGGACGAAAGUUUGCUCGAGUACGUCCGGACGAUGCAGGAACUGCAUCGCCGAGCAGCACCGACUGCCUCGGAAAGGGACCAAGUAGCUCGGGUCAUUCGACAGAGUCAUCCCAGAUUCAGGCCAUUUCUUUAUGGGCGCACAUUCGAAACCCUUGAGCACCUCGCACGGGAGGCCCGCGGUGUACAAGACGCCCUGUUAGCUGAGAGCACUUACGUGCCACCGCCAGCGCCGCAAUCUGCUCUUGAGCCGUCACUGGCUUGGCGCGCCCCCGUAGCCAGUCCCUCAUGCGACCUGACGAGCCCAGGCGCAUUCACGGCUAUCUCCUCCCGCGCCCUGGACCCCUUCGCACAUGAGCAAGGGCGGCGCGGGGCCCCUUUGAAUACCGUAUCAGGGGUAAGCUGUCCCUGGGAGCAAGUGUCCGCGGAGCAGCGUCAUAGUGCAGAGCGCUGGCUCCUUACUCGAGCCAUACAAGAGCAUAGUCGGUCGGACCCCCAGUCCCGAUACGCCAGAUUCACAAGUCCUGCGCGAGCCGACUGCGACAGGCGCUCCUGUUAUGGGUACUCCGGGGGCCACUCCGCCGAAAGGCGUGAUUUCAAUGAUAGGUUAACUGGCCAACGCAGACAUACGCAUGUCGUAUGCUACCAGUGCGGUCAAACUGGUCAUGUGAGGCGGCAAUGCCUUGCGCGGCGUAGCGCGAAUGCAGAGAGUUCGGGAAACCGCUUCGGCCGGCGACACUAACCACUGGCGGUGUGUCGCAGCCCACGGCCGUCAAUGCCAGGAGCGUGGAACGCUGUGCGGAGCGUGUAAUGGACGAACAUCAAGCUGGUGAGUCAGUCAUCGUUCCCUCUGUUUGCCGCGUAACGCAGGCGCAGUCUCCAGAACCGACGAUGAAAGUUAAAGCGCUGGGCAUUACCGUACCUGCUCUUCUUGAUACCGGUUCAGGAAUCUCGUUAAUCGGUGACGUGUUGCUAGAGAAGUGUAAAGCUAAAAAGAUGAAGUUUCGUAACUCAAAUGUUCAGUUGCGGAUGGCAUCAAGCCACGUAUCAAACGCUGAAGGUUGUGUUCGCUUACGGAUAAGCUUUAAUGGAAAAACGAAGCGCCAGCGAUUUGUUUGUUUGCCUGGCCUAUCAGUGGCAAUGCUUCUCGGUCGAGAUUUUCUUGCAGACGAGGGGCUCACACUCGACUUUCCUGCAAGAGGCUAC